AUGGCGGCGGCGAAGGAAGAAAUUUUAGUUUUCACUUUCAUUAAGUUCGAAUCAUUCCCCCGCUCGUUCCAGGCGAGCCUCCUGCUGGUGGUGUGUUUGGGCGUGGCGGCGCGGGCGGCGUCUCCGCCCGAGAGUCCUGCCCCGGCAGCUCUCCUGGACACGGCUCUCCAACAGGAAGAAACGCAGGUCUUCCCGCAACCUCCAGGCCACCUGUCUGACUCCCUCCAGCAGAGAGCCGCCCCCCAGAUCCCUAUCUAUGGGGAUUCAGAAGUCGACCUCGAGGGCGAAGGACCAGGCUUCGCCGCUCAAGGCGGUGUAGCCAGGCAGUACAGCAGCGCUGACGCGGCGGCGGAACAGAGUCGAUUCCAGGAGCAGCCCUUCCGCCAGGGCUCCUUUUCCCAGGCGCGCAGGUAUGGCCAGACCUCCGUCCGCCUGGAGGCCCUGCAGAGCCAGAGGGAGAGGCAGAACCAAGCGGCUGCGUCACUCCAGACCCAGAGGUCACAGAGCAGGUACUCGGGGUCCUUCCCCGCGAGCAGCUUCCAAGAUGAAGAUUCCAGGGACUCUGGCGAGGGAGUGAGGCCAAGCCCCCAGGGGUCGAGUGUGUCCAGGGGCAGCCAGAAGUACAAGGCAGCCGACGGAGACCUGGAAUCAAUGCGAAUUGCGAAGCAGGAAAUGGGCAGCUACCACUACUCUUACGACAUCCACUCCGAGGACACUGGCGACAUGAAAUACCACAAAGAGAGCAGGGAUGGCGACAGGGUGACAGGAGAAUACCGGGUGAGGGAGCCGGAUGGCUCAAUGAGGAUCGUCAGGUACACUGCUGACAAGGACAACGGUUUCCAAGCUACGGUGGAGUAUAUGCCAAACGAAUCUAAAGAGGAACCAGAAUUUGGCAUGAAGAUGUCCGCAAAGCAUUCCAGAACUCAACAGCCUCGAGUAAGGAUCCAGAACAGGAGGCCUCUGGUGGGCCCUCCAGAUAGUCAACCAGAUGGGUUCAAUAGUAAUUUCCGAGGGUCAGAUAGUUCUCUACAAGUACAGGGUGAGGCUCUAGAAGGCAGAUAUAGUGGUGUGAACAAUGGAGGAGAGAUUGGUGUACCUUCAGCUGAAAGAGAUUUGUCUGUGUUUGUUUCCUCCCAGGAUUCUCAGCUUGAUUCAAGUCAACAGGAGUUCCAGUCUCAGAAUACAGGUUAUAGUGAUAUUGCACAAGCAUCUCAGCAGCAGUAUCUUACUGGUCAGGAGAAUGAACAAAACCAGAGACAAGUUCAGCUACAGUCUCAGUUACAAACUCGGUUCAGGAAUCACUUCAAGGGCUCAAAAGAUAGCUCAUUGCAAAAUGAAAGUAGAAUUCAGGAAAAUGCUCAUGCAGGGGAGCAGUUCCAGCAAGUAUCAGAAAAUCAAAGCCAUUCAUUGAAUCAGAAUCAGCUACAGACCCAAGUAGCCACUGGAUUCCAGAAUCAAGAAAUUAGAGACUUCCAGAACCAAGACGUUAGAAACUUCCAAAAUCAAGAAGUUAGAGGCUACCAAAAUCAAGAAGUUGGAGGCUUCCAAAAUCAAGAAGUUAGAGGCUUCCAAAAUCAAGAAGUUAGAGGCUUCCAGAACCAACACACCAACCAGUACCUGAACAAAUAUAGAAAUCGUUUCCAGCAUCAAGAAACAGACAGUUUCCGAAAGAACGCGCCAUUAGAGAGACACCAAACCAGUGGUCUCCAAACUCAGAAAUUCAGUCAAUCCCAAAACCAAGAUUCCACUAAUUUCCAAAACCAAGAUACUGCACAGUUUGAGAACCAAGACUCAAUUACAUUCCAGAAUCAAGAUUCCGUUCAGUUCCAGAAUCAAGAUUCUACGCAGUUCCAGAAUCAAGAUGCUACUGAGUUCCAGAACCAGGAUUCUAGUCAGUCCCAGACCCAAGGAUUUACCCAAUUCCGGAACAAACAAUCUUCUCAGUUUCAGAAUCAAGAUUCUAUCCAAUUCUUGAACCAAGGUUCAGCUGCGUUCCAGAAUACGAAAUCUACUCAGUUAUCAAACCCCGAUUCCACACAAUUUCCAAACCAAGGUUCUGGUCAGUUUCUAAGCCAGGAUUCCAAACAAUUCCAGAAUGAGGAUUCUACUGAAUUCCACAACCAAAAUAUUAAUCCUUUUGAAGACCAGGAGUAUAAUCAGUUCCAGAAUCAGCAGUCCACCCGAUUCCAGAACCAGGACUCCAGCCAAUUCCAGAACCAGGAAUCCACCCAGUUCCAGACUCAGGGAUCUCCUCACUUCCAGAACCAGGAAUCUACUCAAUUCCAAAACCAGGAGUCCCCCCAGAUUCAGAAUCAAGGUUCUUCCCGCUUCCAAAAUCAGGAUUCUAUCCAAUUCGAGAACCGAGAGUCUGCCCAGUUCCAGAAUCAGGGUUCUCAUCCCUUCCAGAACCAAGGUGGUAGAAAUUUCCAGAAUCAAGGCUCUACUAAGUUCCAGAAUCAAAACUUUGGGCAGUUCCAGAACCAAGGAUCUGAUAAUUUCCGAAACCAAGAUUCUAAUCAGUUCCAAGAGCAAGAGUCUGCACUAUUCCGGGACCAAGAUUCCAAUCAAUUCCAAAAGCAAGAGUCAGCUCAAUUCCAGAACCAAGAUUCCACAGAAUUUGAAACUGGAAACAACAAUCAAAUCCAAAUGCAGAAUGGGCAUCAACUUACAGGUGUAUUUCAGGAGCGGGAAACACUGCAAAACCAAGGUGUAGGCCAGUUCCAGAACCAAGAUACCAAUCAGCCCCCAAAUCAGAAUCAGAAUCCUAAUCAGUUCCAAGACCAAAGAGCAGACGGAUUUCAGAGUGAAGAUUCUAAUCAGUUCCAGAACCAAGAUACUGUUCCAUUCCAGAACCAGGGUAGGGUUCGCAUUCAAAGUCCAAGUACCAGAAGAUUCCCAGUGCAUGGCAUUAGACGCUUCCCGUUUAGAUACAGGAAUCGUUUUAAUCAGCAACCCACAAAUUCAUUCCAGGCACAGAAAAAUAGACCCCAGUUACAAGAAAGGGACCAGUUAGAUGAAGACCACCUCUCAGGGAAAAUAAGCGACAGUUCAGCAAGCUGGGAUAAUGAACAAUAUUCAAAUGAGGCAGAAAGUCAAUCCCAAGAGACAAAUUCCCAAUCUCCUCGAUAUAAUAGACGACAGUUUGCUAUAUCUCUGAGGAAUAGAUUUUUCAAUCAAAAUGGCGAUUCGCCCUCUGACAUAUCACUAAGAGGAGAGAACACGCAGGAACAAGGUGAUUCUAUUCAGCCCCAGUUGAGGAAUGUUGUACGACCAAGAAUAAGAUUUGGGGCACAGAAAGAGAAUCUUGGCCAAAGGCAAAGGCAAUUCCAAAUCAACCAACUUGACUCGCAGGAUAACAGCCAAUCCCAGGCUCAAUUUGGAACAGGUCAGCCAUACUCUGAAAAUCGAUUUGAAAGCCUGAACAAUGACCAGCUCCUGGAACAAGAGACUGACCAAGCGCCAGAGGGUUACUUCCAACAGUUCCAGCAACAGCUCCAGACACAGAGACGAAGCCGUUUCGGUAACCAAGGAAACUCUGAUGAAUCAACAAACCAAGACGUAGAACAGUUUGAUGACCAGCUUCAGCAUAGAAUUAACAGUCAGCGUAAGACUCUUCGCAAAAGAAUCUUCAACCGACCAUAUUUCUCUAGGGAUUCAACUAGGCAACGUGUCUGGACAAAUUCCCCGACUGAGAACAUAAAUCAGUUUGGAAGGCCAAGAUUUGCUCCCUCCAGGCCAAAUAACCAAAGAGUACCUGAAGGUCUUCCUAGUUCUCUUGCAGCAAGAGAAGAUUCUGUUCAGUUGCAGAAUUUCAGGGAAGACCCCGUACCUUUCAGCCAAAGGAACAUUCGUUACGGUGGUAUUGCAGGAAGGGUCCCUCGCCCAGGCAAACAGUCACGCCAAAAUGCUCCAGAUGAUCUCACACUCGCCACUGAAACCCAACAAGAAUCAAACUACCAGGAAGCCAGUCAGUAUAUCGCCUCACAAAGAAAUGACGAAACACCUGGUCAGUUCCACGACACAGAGUCCGACAGCCAGGCUGCCUCCCCACUGGCUCCCGGCUUUUCCUUCAGCAACCAGCAGACACAAGCCCCCUUUGAGAGCCGCGACAGUGCCGAUCGCCUCGAGGGUCAUCGUCCCGAGGGUCACAGCCCCGCCCAGCAGAUAAAGGGGUCACUCCAGCUUUAUCAGACCCAAAGUGAAAGGCCUUUCAUCCCAAGUGGACCCGCGUCCUCCCAGCAGGGGUCUGCAGGACAUGACAGCCAGACCCCAAGAAUACCAGGAUUUGUAAGACCAUCUUCACAGCAGGCGUAGUCGGGAAAUCAUUUCUGUUUUAGCCAAAUUAGGUAGUUCAUGUAAUAUAUCAAGCUAUAC
Penaeus vannamei (Pacific white shrimp) is the source of this 4374-nucleotide messenger RNA. The record is from RefSeq and is a predicted model, not a curated record. NCBI's taxonomy places the organism in Eukaryota, Metazoa, Arthropoda, Malacostraca, Decapoda, Penaeidae.